Molecule: messenger RNA, 2568 nt
Organism: Amphiprion ocellaris (clown anemonefish)
Lineage: Eukaryota; Metazoa; Chordata; Actinopteri; Pomacentridae
Exons: 9
Coding region: 698-1378 (226 amino acids)
Source: RefSeq, a predicted model, not a curated record
UGAAAAACUACAAAGAUCAUUUAUUAUAUCGACGCAGCUACUCGGUGUCCGUAAAAAAAUGUGAGGGUAAAUCUUGCAUGGUGUGACUGAGAGCUCGUGUUUUUAAUUCAUGUCUUUAACGGGAAGUGAACAUGUCAGGGAAUGGGACACUCUCGGGGUCAUUAAUUGCAUUGUGAAUGAGAAUCUUCCCGCGGAACGGGGCUUUCCUCACCUGUGAAUGCAAAGCUACGGUGUAAUUCACUGCUAUUUAUAUUCACUCCGUUAUUUAUGCUGUAUAUAUGUAAAUAGACUUUUUUUGCACUACCUUUAAGAUUUCCUUGCACUGUAAAGGAGAAGCUCUGCAAUCUCGUUAUACAUUGUAUAAUGACAAUAAAGAAUAUUCUAUUCUAUUCUAAUGCCAGUGUUCCAGUUUAACUGGCGGUCAGGUUAACUGGUGGUAUUUGCCCACUCCAGCUGUUCCGUCCACCGAUUCGUCACGACCACACCUGGCUGUGGGUGUGAAGAUAAAGAUAACAGAUAAAGAAGACCUCGCCGAAAAACGUUGGCAUCACCACUUAAUAAAGUCCAUGUAAAUAUCAUCUACAGACAGUAAAAAGAAAUGUGCUGGCCGGAAUAAAAACAAACAAAAAUACGUAUUUUUCAGGUGCCGUGAGAGGAUUCGAAACCACGUAACCCAGCGGAAGUACAACAAUACAAGAUGGCAGGGCAGUAUUUUGUGAUCCAGAAAGCUUCCUCAACAAUGAUCUCUAACAUGAUUGAGCUGACCUUCAUCUUUCUGCUGUGGUUUGUUCCUGAACUUGCUCUGUGUUCCCCAGUAACAGCAGGUGUGAAUGGAACUGUGCAGAUGUUGUACUGUGAAGGGUGUGCUCCAAAUGUGACCAAAGUCUUUUGCAAUGAUGAGAACCUGCUUGGUCACAGCCACAUCCCCAAUUGUUCAGGCCCUCCACAACCCAACAGUGUCUGCCAGCAGGAUGGCUCGGUAUUUGUUUCCACCUCUACCAGUAGUGACUGCCAGUUUGAAGGGGAAAACUACAUUGAGACAAAACCAUGUCCAGACCUCAGCUGUUUUUUUCAUGAUCCCACAUCAUCAUCAAAAGUCGACCCGUUCGAUCCACAGGAGGCAACAGAGGACCAUACAAAACAUAUUGUGAUUGGAGUAGUUGGUUUAGUACUUCUGCUACUGCUAAUCUUAGGUCUGAUUGCAUAUUUUCGUAAAAAGAGACAGACCAGACGGCUGAAUCAGGAGCAACAAAGUGACCCUGGUGAGACUGAAGCCCUAAAAAUGGAACAAAGAUCUGGAGGCACUGAGAGAGCACCUAAAACUGAUCCUGGAUUGAAUGAUGACACCUCUCCUUCUCAGUGUGACAACAGAGUCUAAACCUGAGAAGUUGUUAGGGAAACAAUUCUUCCUGAAACACAUCCUGCCUUUUUCUCCAAAAAGUCCAUCGCCUGCUUUGAAAUGACCAAACUGGAAAAUAUCCUGCCAGUUGUGUUUUUGCAUGAACUCAGUCACUGUCUCAUGAAACGCACAGUAGGAGACAUGCUUUUUAAAAUUUAGUUUGGGGAAAAGUCACCAAAAUUUUUAAACGAUUUUAUAUAUUUAACAGUUGAUUCUGUACGUGCAGAUUUUAUGCACCAGUGACCUCUCACACUGCAGUUAUGGCUGUCUACCCAUACAUUUAGAUAGAUCUGUAAGAAGUGUCUCCCUUUAACCAAAUAGUUACCUGACAAUUCUCCAUGAGCGAUACAGAUUCUCCAUGGGGGAGUGUCCCACGUUACCAACCUUCAAAACUCACCUUAAACAGUGAACCAGAUGUAAAUUAGCAUUGUUGUUAUAAUCUGGUUAUAUUUACGUCUCUUACUGUCUAAAUAGACGUUCAUUAAUGUGCACUGUCCCUAUCAAAUAUAGAAAUAAAUAAAUUCUCAGCUGAGGGAAUAUGUUCUAUCUGAGAACUUGUUGAGCUGUACUUUACUAAUGUUACUUAAUAAAGACGUGUAGUAUCAUGUUGCCAUGGAACCUGACAUGUAUUCAGCUGGUCAUGCAGAAAUCGCAUAAAUAUGUUUUUAUGUCUAUUCCUGAUUUGCUUCCAAGAUCAUUUUAUACUGCUCUUGCUGUGUAUUCUUUUAUUGGUAUUUAUUGCAGAGAAUAUUCAAACAAUGACAUUAAUUUAAUCUUGAUUUGGAAAAAAAACUAGAAACAAGUGGCUGCACUGAUCUGUACAAUAAAUAUGAUAUAUGCACAAUUAACGGUUUUCUGCCAGGAUUCCUCUCAACAAUGACUUUGCUUAUAUUUGUGCAGCUUAAUUUCUCUUUUUACAUUUUUUCUUUCAUUUGUUCCAAUUGUAUUAUGCAAAAUAUACGUUAUUAUGAAACUGGUUGCCUUUUAUUACAUUGCUCCACCACAGUACUAUAUUAUAUUAUUAUAUUCAUUUGCAUUCCAAUUAUUUUACCUAACAGAUUAUCUUAAUGUAACAUGGCAUUGUAAAGUUUUUUUUAAACAAUUGUGGUAAAGUGUCUUCUCUGUCAUAACAUCUUGUUAUUUGACAAAUUAAAGGCUCUUUGCAGGUA